This is a messenger RNA of Lachancea dasiensis, 2517 nucleotides long. Lineage: Eukaryota; Fungi; Ascomycota; Saccharomycetes; Saccharomycetales; Saccharomycetaceae. The record is from the annotation of a GenBank genome assembly.
AUGCGACGUCUGAAAGAAAAACCUCAAGUGGAUAGCUCCAUCCAUUUCAUACAAGAGCACCACUUCAAAGAUACCCUUGCGCUACUGAUAGUGUUUUUAAGCUUCAAUCACUUUGUCUCCUUAUGCUUACUCUCAUUAUUCAUUGUUACCACCAAAUCGCGAAAUUUCUUGGCAACAUGUUUCAUCAGGUUAUUUCUGUCGAAGCACCAAAGCGAGAAGUCGAAUUCUGAAACACCUACGUCUCGCAUCAGGUAUAAGGGCCUGAACUCGGAAAUUGCAAAUAAUGGAGACCACAAUCAGAAUGUCGGUAAUGAAGCUCAGUUGCAUACGGAGGACGCGAACUCGAUGUUCCACAGGCACAAAACGUUACUUUCAAGAGUCUCACCCCUUUUUGCAGUGGAAUUGGCUAUAGCGGCUGCUCUUAAGACUUGUGCAAGCCAUUAUUUCACCAGGCCCAUAGAAAACUUAGCAAUGUCCAUCAUCGCAUCUUCGCUCAUCAAUGACCCUAGGGAUUGCCUGAGCUAUGCAACUUCGUGCUCUAUUUUGUAUGGUUUAGUAAUGAACCUAUGCCAUCGCCUUGCAUCUUUUUUAAGUCCUCGCAUCUCAACUUAUUUCGUCACUCCAACCUGGGUACCUUACCAAUGGCAGACAGCAGAAUCCAGCCAUCCCAUUAUCCGGCUAGCCCUGCUGAAUCUAUUGAAAUCAGCAAGCUGGUCGGGGAAAUAUGUACGCUUAUGCCGCUACCUUGCAUCUUUCCACAUCGUUUUGUCUCAAUUUUAUCAAAACAUGGUUGAUCCAUACUACUCUCGAGCCAACAACGCCAAACGGUCAACCACUGCUGGUCCUCCGGCCUCUGUGUCCAUGAGCCCUCAUAGUUCCCAAAAUACAGCCUCUCAUGUGGGCAUGUCAUUGUCUAACGGGUCUGGUGCAAGUUCUGGCCCGUCUAACGGACCCCCACUAUUAUCAGUCCCCAAUAUCGCAGGCCAGAAAGCCAAAUUUGGCAACGCAGUAACUGAUUUUCAUGUCUCUGAGCUUUCGAUGAACUCCCCGUCGGAGAGCAACCAGCAGACGAUCACAACAAAUGUCACGUCUCAGGCUAGCUCCUUCCCUAAAGAAAACUCCUACACAAAUCAAUUUUUCGAAGUUGACCUGGCGUUGGAUUCCAAUAAUACCAAAGAGAAAAGCUCAGAUGCAUACUUUAUUACCACCUCCAACCUUGAGACUUUCAUUCAGCAACUGUUCAAAUGGAAAAAUCAUCAUUUGAUCCCUCCACUUUGGUCAAUCUUCACCACUAUCAAAACAAUGUCAUUAGAGAAAAGGAAAGUCAGAAAUUUUGAUUCUUCGCCAGCCAAUACAGCUGCGUCGAAUGGUUCGCAAACAAUAUCCCCAACCUCGUCGAAUGCCCUUCUAAAUGGAAGUGUAUUCACUGGGCCAGAUUCUAGUGAUUGUAUGACAUUGAUUGCACCUGCCGCUGAUGAUUAUAAUCAGCUACACCUCAUGCCCUACAAGCAAUCUACUGAUUACAUGGUUUGCAUCAGUAAUACCGGGCCCACCCAAAUUACUUUUCGCAUUACAAAUUUGUUUGAAGGCGAGCUUAUCGUCUUAGUUAAUGGGGUAAUAUGGUCGCAAGUUCUGUCAGCAAUAACAUCUGAAAAAAUGGGCGAGGAGUAUACUGUCGUAAGUGGACUUGUGCCAUCAUGCUCCUAUGAUAUCCAAUUUGUCAAUCGUAUCAAUGAGAAGGAAGACUACCUGAUUGCUGACUUAAUGGUCAGAACUCGUGCAAAACCUGGUGAAAGCAAGGAGCUCCUGGACUUCAGCUUUCCUUCUUAUUACCACCGCAAAUUUCUGUCACCGUUACUGACAUUGAAGCAUUCUGUCUUGACCACAAAUACUAACCUCGCUGAGGAAAGGGCAAAAGUGAAGAAAACCAAGAAAGAAAUUUCGAAGAAAUUAAACGCUUUUCGUCAAGAAAGUGAUCAUUUGAAGGCUAAGAUAUCUCAAAAUGCUAGCCAGGAUGGCAAGAGCACGUUCAAGAUGGAUAAUUUGAAAACGUUGUUGCAACAAAGUGAGUCUCAACUAAAUGCCUUGGAAGAUGAACUUAAGCGGCUUUUGGAACGUGAAGUUCACAUCGAACAGAAGCAUUUUCAGCAAAAGGACAAACACCUUCAAGAUCAAUUGGAAUACGGCAAAUUGAAGUCGAAGCUUGAGAAAGAAGUAGAGGGCCUGUCCACAAAGCUGAUGAAAUUGGAACAAGAACUGUCUCAACUCACAACGAAGCGAGACAAGAUGAAUGUCAAGCGGGAGAAAUUGAAGAAAGAGGUUAUCCAGUAUACUGAAGAUUUGGAAAAUUUCAAAGUCCAGUUUUUGAACAUGAAACAAAUUGAACGUCAACAGCGCGAAGAAUUGCGCAAUAUGGAGGCCAACGACUUUGAGCUCAAAAUUAAGGGCCUGGAACAAGAUAUCAGCAGGCUGGAGGGAGAAAAUGAGGCCAUGAGUAACAUUCUUCGUACUUACUAA